Lasiosphaeria miniovina is the source of this 2868-nucleotide messenger RNA. RefSeq lists its product as uncharacterized. The transcript has 2 exons. The coding region runs from base 1 to 2868 and encodes 955 amino acids. Gene Ontology annotation, molecular function: N-acetylglucosamine-6-phosphate deacetylase activity. The record is from RefSeq and is a predicted model, not a curated record. Gene Ontology annotation, biological process: N-acetylglucosamine catabolic process. Lineage: Eukaryota; Fungi; Ascomycota; Sordariomycetes; Sordariales; Lasiosphaeriaceae.
AUGGACGACAAGACCGGACUGCCCCCCUAUGACGCCGUGAAGGGCCCGUCAUGGAAGCGGGCAAAGGUGCGCAAGUCGAGAGCGGUGCGACUGCUGGCCGUCGCCUGCAUCGCCUUCAUCGCAUUUGCCCAGUGGAAGCAGCUGAAGCACGCCUCAACACCCCCAGCAAGCACCAACCCAGACAUCACGGCACACGGCCUCUCGGUCGAGCGGCUGCAGCAGGACCUCGCCACAUGCGCCAAGCUGCAGAGCAAGCCCGAGGACCCGGCUGGCCCCGGCCGCGACCGCAAUGCCCGCUACCUCGAUGGCCGCCCGACCCUGAUCAGGAACGCCACCGUCUGGGUCGGCGAGCCCGCCGACGGAACCUCGGCCGACGAUGCCCGCAAGGAAAAGGGCUUUAGCUGGAUCUCCGCCGACGUCUACCUGGAGUACGGCCUCAUCACGCGGGUUGAGUCGGCGAUUGCCCUCGCCGGCGUUUCCGCUGACACCCUGGUCUAUGACGCCAACGGACGCCCCCUCACGGCCGGAAUCAUUGACAUGCACAGCCAUGCCGGCGCUGCUCCGCUGCCCGAGCUGGACUACAACGAGGACACCAACGAGCUGUCGUCCGACAUUACGCCCUAUGUGAGGUCUAUCGAUGCUAUCAAGCCCGACGACCCCCAGCUCCAGGUCAUCAAGUCGGGCGGGGUGACCACAAGCCUGAUCCUCCCGGGGUCGGGCAACAACAUGGGCGGCGAAGCCUACGUCAUCAAGCACGCCGUUGGCAAGCUGAACGGACGCAACGAGACCAGCGCCGCCGACAUGCUGGCUGACCCGGACCGCAACUGGCGUUUCAUGAAGAUGGCCUGCGGCGAGAACCCGAAGCGCGUCUACGGCAAGACGGGCGAGCAUGGGCCGACCAGCCGCAUGGGAGAGAGCUGGGAGUUUCGCCAUGCCUUUGAGCAGGCUGCCAGCGUCGUACGUAGGCAGGACGACUGGUGCGACACGGCUGCCGCCUUGGGAGUCGAAAACGUGAAAGGCUACCUGCCGCAGGAGCUGCGAUGGGAGUCGCUGGGAGCCCUGCUGCGUGGCCAGGUGCAUCUGAACACGCACUGCUACACCAUCCCGGACCUGGAGGCCUUCAUCGACCACACCAACGAGUUCAAGUUCAUCUUGCGAGCCUUUCACCACGCCCACCAGACGUACUUGGUGCCCGAGAUCCUCAAGCGUGCCUACGGGGGAGAUCCUCCCGCCUCCGCCCUGUUCGCCGACACCAUGUGGUAUAAAUCCGAGGCUUACUCGGCGUCAGAGUAUGCGGGGAAAUACCUGUACGACAACGGUCUGACGCCCAUUUACGUCAGCGACAACCCGGUCCUCAACGCCCAACACGUCGUGUUCGAAGCCGCCAAGGCAUACAAGUACGGCCUCCCGUACCAUGCCGCUCUCGCGUCCGUCACCACCGCGCCGGCCGAGCGGCUGGGCUUCGGAAAGAGACUGGGGAAGAUCAAGCCGGGAUUCGAUGCCGACGUGGUUGUCUGGGACAGUGAUCCGCUCAGCGUGGGUGCUGCUCCGGCGCAGGUCUGGAUUGACGGAACAGCGCAGUUCGAAGACCCGGUUGAGCUGAACAAGCCGUUUGCCGAGCCCAUUGUCCCCGACGAGCGUCUGGCGGACAUUGUCGAGACGCCAACGAUGAUGGACCAGGUGAUCUUCACGGGCGUCAAGAAGGUGUUCCUCGCGAAGGAGGUCCUGAGCCUGGACCCGGCCAGCGGCAAGAGCUAUAAUAUUGUCUUUUCCAAGGGAGAGAUUGCCUGCCUUGGGUCUUGCGAGGCCGAGCUCAAGGCUGCGUCCAAAUCCGACGAGGUCUCCGUCAUCGACCUCGAGAACGGCUACCUUGCGGAGUCCUUCACGGCGGUCGGCUCGGCGAUCGGCUUGACGGAAAUCGACGCCGAGGAGGACACGGACAACGGUGACGACGGCAGCGGCGCGUUCAGCCGCGCCCAAGACGGGCUGCUGCUCGACACUAAGAAGCUGCACACGUCGUACAACUACGGCGCCACAAAGGCGAUCACGGCGCCAAAGUUCCGUGGCGGGAAGACGCACCACGGCGUCAGCGUGGGCUUCGCCACGGGCGCGUCCACUCAGCUAGAGAAGGGCGCCGUCUUCGCCGCCGACGUCGCCGUGCACUACACGCUCGAUCUCUCGGCCAAGGGCGGCGAGGGCACGCCGUCGCUGUCGUCUGCGGUCGGCGCGCUGCGCCGCAAGCUCCUCGAGGCUGCCGCAACGCUCGACGAGACGGCCAAGGACCCGUACUCCGAGUUGGCGUUCCUGCAAAAAGUCGCCAACGGCAGCCUGCCGCUGGUCGUGACCGUGCACAGCGCCGACAUCAUCGCCGCCCUUCUCAAGGUCAAGGCCGCUGUUGAGGAGACGACGGGCUCGGCCCUCCGCCUCGCCAUCAUUGGCGGCGCCGAGUCGUGGCUGCUCGCUGACGAGCUCGCAGCCGCGGACGUAGGCGUCGUGCUCGCGCCGCUGCUGUCGUACGCCACGGGCUGGGACCAGCGGCGGGCGCUGACGGGCGCUCCGCUGACCAACGGCACGGCAGUCGACCGGCUCGUGGACGCGGGGGUCGCGACGGCUAUCGGCAUCGACGAGGACUGGCUGGUGCGCGACCUGGGCCUGUUGGCGGGGAUCGUGUUCAGGAACGGCGGCGGCAGGCUGAGCGAGAAGGCGGCCCUGGAUCUGGUCAGCUCCAACGUGUACAAGAUCCUCGGGCUGAAGCAGCCGACUGCCGACGACGGCCACUUCGUGCUCUUCGAGGGCAGUCCGCUGGAGAUUGGCUCCCGCGUGAAGGCUGUGGGCGGCGGCAAGGGCGCGGUUAGUGUUUUUCGAUGA